Molecule: messenger RNA, 4871 nt
Organism: Argiope bruennichi
Lineage: Eukaryota; Metazoa; Arthropoda; Arachnida; Araneae; Araneidae
Gene: Tsen54
Exons: 9
Coding region: 162-3254 (1030 amino acids)
Biological process (GO): tRNA-type intron splice site recognition and cleavage
Cellular component (GO): tRNA-intron endonuclease complex
Source: RefSeq, a predicted model, not a curated record
CGUAACUUCAUUUCAUCGAUUGUUACCAGGUUGAAAUUGUUGUCUGUUUGAAUUUUUCGGCAUGAUUUAAAAACAAAGUUCGAAAAAACUUAAGUUUUACAGGAAAUGGUAUCGCAAUUUUUUUAAAUUGAAAGAUCUAUCAUCUUUUGAAUAUCAGCAAUAUGCAGGGUGAAGAAGUUGCUGAUAUCCCUGCAUCUUUACCAGCUGCCGAGUUUCUUACUGCUGAAGAACUGGUUUCUUUACGCAGACCAGCUGAAGAAACUGCUCAUCCUGUAAUUGGAGAGAAACUUUAUACCCGUACUGAUUCAUUGCUGGAGGAAAAAGCUUUAGAAUGUGCUUUAGAAAAUUAUAAAGAUACUCUGGAUAAAAAGAGGGCUUCAAAACUAUGUGAUCUUAUGCAAGCUGAAUGGAAUCCUGAAUCAAAUAUUGUCACUGUUUCAAAAUUAAAGGGCAAAUUUACUCAGCAUAUGGGGCGCUUGAUAAAUGGAAAACAUGUGUUGGCACCUGAAGAAGCAGUAUUCCUUUUAGAAAAUAACUGCAUCGAGAUUUUGCAUAACAAAAUACCAAUGAGUACGGAAGAAGCAUUUUCCAUGAUUCUGAAAGGAAAUUUAGCCCUUGAAAAAUAUGAAGUAUAUUCUCAUUUUUCAAAACUUGGUUUUAUUGUUGUGCGUCAUCAGGCAGAGGCAGGUAUAACUGAAUAUGAGAAGGAAAUGAAUUUACAUAAAUAUCCUGUGCAAAAAAGGCAUCUUAAAGAACCUGCUGAGGGUGAACCUAAGAAAAAGAGACUUACAUUUACUGGAGCUCUUUCUGGAGAUGCUUCUGAAGAAAAUUCAGCAAAUGUUACUGAAAGUGAAAAUAAUUUUGUUUGUCCAAUGGAAGAAGCAAGUAGACCUGAGGAAAAUGAAGAGAUUAUUGCUGAAAAAAAUGUUGAUAAUAUAACAAAUGUGCAACCUAAUGCAGAUGAACAAAAUGAUAAUGGGGCAUUUAUUGAUAAAACUAUGGAAGAUACUCAGCAGGAUGUAGAUAUGAUGAAUCAUACUUCAAUGAAUGACCCUGUCCUUGAAGCAAGUUUAAAAAAUAAUGAAAGUGAAAUUUCAAAAGAAACGAAUGCAUCCCAUGACUCCAUGCCAUUUGAAGGGAAUGGAAGUGUUGCUGAAACAGAAAAAAAUACCAACACAAUUGGAGAGGAUUCUCAAAAUUUUAAUGAGUUGACGGAAAAUAGCAAAUUACAGAAUGGCCUUUCUUUGCAAAAUAAUGAAAAUCGUGACCUUUUGGAUAGCAAUUCUCAAUCUUCUAAGUUUGUUGAUGUAAUGGAUGUAGAUACAGAUGCAGAAACUUCUCGCAGCACAUCUGAAGUAUCAAGAGAUAAUUUUGAUUCAAAUCUUAAUGUGACAUCUCAAGAUUCAUGCAUUUCUGUGAGUAAUGAUGACAAUAUGAUUGGUGAUGCUAAUCAUGAUAGUAAUUUUGAUGUUUUGAGUAUGAGUGAUUCUUCUUUGGUGGAUGAGGAAGAGGUAGUACUAACUAUAGAUGCUGGAUCUGCUGAUAAUCCUUCAAAGGAAGAUGAUGAUGAUGAUGAUGAGGUAACACUUAUUGAAGUGACAAAAAAAGAAACUAAACCACUAGCUGUGAUUGACUUAUCAUCUGAUGAAGAAGAAGCAGAGGCUGCUGAAGCCGUGGAUGUUGUCGAUGAUGAUAUUACAGUCCUUGAAGAGUAUCCCAGCCCAUCAACUAGCAGGCCAAUUUCUUCAAGGGAGGUUAAUUCAAAGAAAUUAAAUGGUUGUAAGAAGGAAGAGGAAGGUGCUGUUUUUACAAGCUCAAAAUUAAUUCCUCCUUUAACAAUCCAGUUUCCAGAUUUAUACAAAAAGCGUGUUGUAUGUGUAGCACGACCUCCUUUUCAUCUCUUGCCAAACAAUGUAAAGCCAUCCAAAGAAGCAUAUGUAUUAAAUCUGAAACCUAAGAAUUCCUCUUUUAACAACAGAGUUUGGAACAGUUAUCGAGACAUGCAGGACUAUCAACGACAGAGACGUCAGAAUAGGCAUCAGAAUAAUAUCCCUAGAGAUCAGUCUUUUUCAGGAUCACAGACAUGGCAUGAUCGAAAUUCUCGAAACAAUGACAGAUUACACAGGUCAGGUUUUGGAUCUGAUCGAGUAGAUUCACCCGAUGUAAAUUCUAAUUCUAGAAGUCAUUUUGCUCCUCCACCAUUAGAUUUUAACAAAAAUUCAUUUCCACCAAAUUCUUUCCAGAAUAAUUUUUCAUUGCCAAAUCCGGCAACUAUGAACUGCGAAUUAACUAUAAAGGAAAAUGCUAAUGAGAGCAUGGUUAGCAGCAGUAGUCAGUCAUCUCAUUCUAACAACUUUAGUUUCUCAUCUGGCAUACCUAAUAAUGCUUUAAUGAAUCCCAUGAUUCCGGUUAAUCCUAGUAAUUUUAUGGCAGGAUAUCAAAGAAAUGCUUUCAGUACGAGUAAUGUGUCUCAUACCCAUUUUAUGGCUGAAUUACAAAGAACUUGUUUUACUGUGGCAACAAAUGUAUUGUCCUCGAUGCUUAACAGAAACACUCCCUUGUUACCUAAUCCACCAUUGUCUAUGUUUCCACCUUGUCAUUUCAAUCCAAACUUGUCGAAUGGAUUCAGUAAUCCUCCCAGUAUCCCAAGCAAUACUGAGUAUUACUCCAUGCCACAUCACACUUUCGGUGAGCAGCGUAGAUUCCCCAGAGGCAGGUCUUUUCCUUGUCGUUAUCGAAAUGUUAGUAAUAAACGAUCAUGGAGUGAGGUCAGAUCUGCAGUUCGCUUCUCCAACGAUGAUAGCGAUGAUGAUGAUAGUGAUAUUGAAGAAAUGCCUAUUGGUCCCAGAGAAAUAAUAUGGGAAAAUAGGGAAAUUCGUUCUUUGAUUAAACCUGGUGUUCGUUAUCCUGUUGCUGGUGUGUUUAAAUUUGUACAAAUAACUAAGGCAGCCAGAGUAACAAAUAAAUAUCAUUAUCCCGAAAGAUUUCUUCCUAGUACUUCUCGCCUAGAAAUUUACUUUGAUGUUUAUCCUCCUGGUUUCACGUAUAAAAAGACUCGUCCACAGAUUCCAAAAUAUAGAGUUGUGAUUGUAAGAGCCACUGAUCCCAUGCCGAAAUAUGUUGACCUUGUUAUCCUUCAACGGAAAUGGAAUGAUGGUGCCACUCUUCUCAUAGCAAUGAAUGAUAAUGGAGAUAUAAGCUUGCAAUCUUUCAACAGCGUUGCUGUACCAGCGCUGACACCUCAUGAAAUCUAAUCAGUCAUCUCACUGUUAUCAAUUUGAACAUGUACAGAAAAUUAUUUUAAGGAUUCUGAAGGCAUUUCUUUACACAUAACAUUAAAAUGUGAUAAUUUAGUUGUACAGUUUAUGUACACCACACCACAAACAUAUUUGUAUUCUCAUUUUAUUUCAUGGAAUGCUAACAGCGAUUAGUGAUAUAGAUCAGCAACUGAGAAUAUUUAAUGUGAUGUCUAAGAUUUGAUGUUUUGGAAUAGUCCAAAAAGAUUUUUAUACGAUGUCUUUUAUAGACUUAAUCAUUGUUUUUAGUUUCUUUCUAAGAUUGAAUUCUGAAUAAAAUCUUAAACGACAAUAAUAAUAAUGAAUUAUAAUAGCUGAAGCAAAUGAAAUUAUUAUUAGAUGUUUUAUUAUUAAUGAAAUAUUUUUCUCUGCAAAAAUGCAAUUAUCAUUCAAUUUAUUAUAAUUUAGACUUGCCCUACUGUUUUUUAUGUAUACUGUGAAUCAAAAUUGUUGUUGAAGUCUAAAUUAUAAAUCAGUGUCCAACAUGGCGCUGAAUUACUAUUUUUCUUCCCUUCCCCUGUAGCAAUUUAGGAAACAAAUAGCAAUUCUCUCUUUUCUUUUAAAUGGUCCAAAAGGGAUUAUUAAAUAUUUUGAAAGAACUUUUUCCCUCGAGUUUCCUGGGACUUAGCCAACUUCCAUUUCUUUCAAAAUAAACAUGUUUUUUUUUUUUCUCCCCUCAUAAUAACUAAAGAUACUCUUUAUUUUUAAGAUCAAGGUUCUUGUAUUGCAUUUAAAAGAGGGAAAACUCAGCCAUAUGUGUAUAUGUUGUCUGUACAUCAGUUUAUAAAGAAUCCAGAAGUUGUUUUAAUUUACCAUUUUACAGAUUGAUUUAUUUCCAUAUCAAUUUGUUGAUCAGAACUGUAAUUAUUUGUUUUAAUUUAACUUAGAUGUGGUUUUAAAAGAAAUUGAAUUGUAUAAUAUAAAUAAGUAGGGAGAGAGAGUUUUGACUGUAAUUGGUUAUCAAUUUGUUUUCAUCUUUGAAGUGCAACACUACCUCUGAGUGUCUCUGGUAUUGUUCUGUAAAGUGUAUUAAUUUAUUAUACUUGUUUAUUUGCUGUUAUUGCAUUUUUGUGUAGAUAUUUUUCAGAGUCUGGAUGUAAUUUUGUGGUGCAAGCUUGGUUAAAUAAGGCUGUUGCAUCUGAAAGUAUAAUCAAACCUGGCAACCAUUCUUGAAUUUUUUUUAAAGUAAUGCAUGGUUUGAGAUGCCACCAUUUUCGGUUAUUAAUUUGUUUAGAGAGUAGAAAUCCUUAUUUUAUUUUAUCGCUUUAAAAGUGAAGGUUUAAUUUCUAAAAAAACCCAAAAAAACAUAAGAAUUUUUUUUCAUAUAAACUUUCUAUUGUGUUUUUGAUUAUGUAAUUAAGAUUAAUUCAGUAUUAGUGCUUAGUAUUCACUUCUCUAUGAGAUUCAAAAGAGAGCACUGUGCACUGAAUUUGAUUCUGUUGUUGAAGAAGCUGCUGCUGUUGUAUAUCUAUUUUUUUCCAUUGUAUAUAUAAAGUGUAAUCAAGUCAAGGACCAUUUUUAUUUUUGUGAAUAAAAUGUAAAUUGGCUUACAAGAAUAAAAGUGUUUAAAAUGUA